AUGCCUCGCCAACAAACGCAGUUGCGGGCUCCAAAAGAUCGCACCGCCCAGAAACCGGCGCCGAAGCGCAAGAAGGGCGGUCGCGGCCUUGAUGCUCUCGCAAGAGCCGAGGAACAGAUUCCGACCAGGCUAGGAGUGCGCCGCAAUCGCCUAGGUGACUACGAUGACGGAGAAGACCGCAAGAGGCAUCCCGCAGGCGACGAGGAUGACGACGAUGAAGGCCCGACCCACAAACGCCGCAGAACGAACGGAUCGGAGGAUGGUGGCAGCGAUAGUGAGGGUCAUGAGUGGAAGCUUGGACAAGUGGACAGCGACGACGACGAGUCGCUCGACAGUGAUGAAGCCCUUGGAUCUAGCGACGAAGAGCGGUUUGAAGGGUUCACAUUCCGCGGAAGCUCCUCGAACAAGAACAAACCUCCACCGAAGAAAAUCAAAUCCAAGAAGGUGAAAGAGAUCAGCCUGGAUGAAGAUGAAGAAGCCUCUGAGGAAGAGGAGGAAGAAGAGGACGAGGACGAUCUCGGUGAAGACGCCGUGGAUCUUCUCACUGCCUGGGAUAUGAACACCACGGCUGAAGAAGAGGAGGCUAAAGAGGCUGCUGCAAAGGCCAAGAAAGCUGCUGCUGGAUACGACAGUGACCAGGAUACGGGCUCUGACGGCGACAGCGAGGAUGCCCCUAGCGACAAUGAAUCCGAGCUAUCCCUCUCAGACGACGAUGCCGAUGUUCAGACAGACGGUCUGUCCAAGUUACAAGAUUUCGUCAAUUCCAUGGAAACAGGUGGAAAGAAGAAGUCCAAGCAAAAGGCACAAGAACAAGGUGUUCCUACGGAAUACGGAUUGACCUCUUCUCGCAAACUGACAGUCGCCGAUCUACUACCUUCAAUUACCGACUCUCGUCUGAAGAGCUCGCUUAAACACAUCGAUGCCACUCCGAAAGAAUCAAAAACCGGUAUCUCCGGCAAGCUCGAUGCUCCUUUGGCAAAGCGCCAGCAGGAUAAGAUCGAUCGGGCGGCUGCCUAUGAGAAGAGCAAGGAAACACUCGACCGAUGGCUCCAGACGGUUAAGGCGAAUCGCGAAGCGGAACAUCUCACCUUCCCCCUUCCAAACCCCGAUGAGCAGCAGUUUCAUCGAAUGGAUGUGGCCAAACCAACCACAGAUUUGGAGAACACCAUUCAGAACAUUCUGGUGGAGAGUGGUCUCGCCGAGGCUGAUGGAAAGUCUGCUGAGGAGCAGUUUCAGGAUCUUGAAGAACUCCAGGCCCGGACCUUGCCUAUUGAGGAAAUCCAGGCUCGGCGUGCUGAGCUGAGGAAGCGGCGCGAUUUGCUCUUCCGAGAGGAGGUUAGGGCCAAGCGAAUCAAGAAGAUUAAGAGCAAGUCCUACCGCCGCGUUCACCGGAAAGAACGGGAGAGACUUGAGCAACAAGAGCGCCAGGCACUUCUGGAAGCUGGCGUGGAUUUGGACGAGAUGGAGCGAGAAACGAAUGAGCGAAAGAGAGCGGAAGCUCGCAUGAGUUCCAAGCAUCGCGACAGCAAAUGGGCCAAGAGUAUGAAGCAGACCGGUCGCACUGCCUGGGAUGAAGAGGCACGCAAUGGUGCUGCCGAUCUUGCUCUGCGAGAGGAGGAGCUGCGGAAACGCAUCGAAGGAAAGAGUGUGUCCAGGGGAGAUGAGGACUACUUGGGUUCUUCAAGCUCGGAGUCAGAUGACGACGAUCCGUGGGCCUCAGAUGCUUCUGAAAAGGAGAAGGCCAAAAUGCGCAAGAAACUUGGUGCUUUGGAGGGUGAUGCUUCUGACGAGGAAAUCAAGGGCCCUCACUCGAAGCUGUUUGCCAUGAAAUUCAUGAAGAACGCUGAGGCCACUCGUAAAGAGCAGAAUGAUGCCGAGCUCCGUCGUCUCAACCGUGAAAUCCAUGGCGAAGAGUCGCAAUCCGAGGCCGAGUCCGAGGCUGGGCGACGGAAGUUUGGACAAUCCGAAAAGACCAAGGCCGAUCCAAAGGCUCGGUCCAACCUCCUGCCGAAGAACCAAUUUGAAGAAGCGCCCGACUCGGACGACGAGGAGCUUCGACAGGCCGCUUCCGACCAAGAUGUCGAUAUUGUGGUUAACCGCCCUGUCAAACCAAAGUCUGGCCCGUCUGGCUCUAAGACUUCCACUCAAUCUUCGAAGAAGGCAGCGCAUCCGAUAGAGGAAGAACCUGCAGCGGAAGAGAACCCAUGGCUAGUCCAAACUGAUCGCAACAAUCGUCGACGUACAGGCGCAGAUGUCCAAGAGACGGUGGACAUCUCACUCGAGGAAGGCCAAUUUCAAGUCCGUCAAACCAAGACCUCGGCAAAGAAGGCCAAGGUCGCCAAGGCAGCGCUCUCUCAGCAGCAUAGCCAGGACAUAGAUGACAGUGAUGAUGAGGCCAAUGUGCCUGUCCUACUGAAGAACCAUGACCUUGUCAAGCGAGCUUUUGCUGGUGAUGAAGUUGUGCGAGACUUCGAACAAGAGAAAAUGGAGACGAUCGAGGAUGAGGGUGACAAGAUCGUGGACAACACUCUUGCCGGCUGGGGCAGUUGGACUGGUGACGGAGUCAGCAAGAAGCAGCAAAAACGGCAGAAGCGAUUCCUCACUACAGUAGAAGGCGUGAAGCCCGAACAGCGCAAGGACGCCAAGCUUGCUCGAGUCAUUAUCAAUGAGAAGCGAGUCAAGAAGAACGUCAAGUACAUGGCCACCCAACUCCCUCGCGAGUUCGAGACCAAGACGCAGUACGAGCGCUCGUUGCGUAUGCCCAUCGGGCCUGAAUGGUCCACUAAGGAGACCUUCCAAGCCAGUAGCAAGCCGCGUGUCAUGGUUAAACAGGGCAUCAUCAAGCCCAUGGAGAAGCCCAUGCAUUGA
This is a messenger RNA of Penicillium macrosclerotiorum, 2868 nucleotides long. Its product is annotated as UTP14 family protein. The record is from RefSeq and is a predicted model, not a curated record. NCBI's taxonomy places the organism in Eukaryota, Fungi, Ascomycota, Eurotiomycetes, Eurotiales, Aspergillaceae. Gene Ontology annotation, biological process: rRNA processing. The transcript is spliced from 2 exons. Gene Ontology annotation, cellular component: small-subunit processome; nucleolus. The coding region runs from base 1 to 2868 and encodes 955 amino acids.